AGAUUAUCCUAGUAGAGCCAGAGGUGCCAAGAACUAAAGAUAAGGAGGGGACUGGAGUUGUAGGCGCUAACCAGCAAGCUAGAACAUCCAUGGAGCUGAUUAUAAGAUCUGAAUUGAAGGGCAAAAACCAGCAAGCUGAGAGACCUAACUCGCUCAAGGGGAAGACUAAGCAGGAUAACCAAAUCAUCCUAUUUGAUCCGACUAGGGAGGGCAAACGAGAUAAAACCUCGAGGAAAUACAAGAUUGGGCUCAAAUCCUUUAAGAAGGUGGCUGUGUCGAAGAAACAGAAAGCACUCAACUCAUGCGGCUUGCAUGACAUUCUCCAUCAAUCUAUUAACGAGGAAGCACUACUUGAAACACCAAUUCAGAUGGUGGCUGGGAUGAGCGAAUGGGCUUUGGUGGCUAGCCCUAAUAAGCCUCCAGGGGAUAUAUGAAGCUUUUGAGCUGGAACUGCCAAGGGUUGGGUACACCCUUGACAGUCCAGCAUCUCAGAGCCUUAGUGGCUCAAGAUAGACCCAACUUAGUGUUCCUAAUGGAAACUAAGAAUAAAAAAACAGUAGUAGACAGAGUCAGGAGGGAACUUCAAUUUCAACAUGCGGUGAUAGUUGAUCAUAUAGGGAUAGCGGGGGGUUUGGCUGUUUUGUGGAACGAAGGUGUGGAAGUGGUAGUUGAAGAUAGCUCAAAGGAGUUCAUUGAUGUAUCCUGUAGGGACCAAGACAGUGGGAACAUGAUGCGUAUCACCUUUUUACAUGCCCCCACAAUCUUUCAAGAAAGACUUCAGCUAUGGCAGCAAAUACAGGCGAUAAGCUCAGCAAAUCACCUCCCAUGGAUUUGUAUUGGAGACUUUAACGAAAUUUUAUACCGCUGGGAAAAGGUAGGCAUUAGAGAGGCGGACCAUCACAGGCUAGUGGCUUUCCGCGACUUUCUGAAUAGGUGCUCAUUAAUGGACAUUGAAAGCAAGGGGUGUGCAUUUACUUGGGCGAACAACAGGGAUAGGGAAGCUCUUGUUAAGAAGAGAUUAGACAGGGCUCUAUGCAACAUUGACUGGAGAGUGUUGUUCCCCAACGCGGAGGCUUAUGCCUUACCAGCAAUAGGUUCCGAUCACAACCCAAUUCUCCUUACACUUUCCCCAACAUUCAUCAAGAGGAAAAAGGAAUUCAAAUUUGAGGCAUUCUAGUUGGAAGAGCCCCAAUGUAAGGAGUUAGUGCAGAAGAUAUGGAAUCAGGAAGACAUGCCUGAAGAUUUCGCGAGCAAGCUGAAAAAGAUCAUAGAAGCAUUGAUUGGGUAGAGUAAAAAGAGAUUCUCCAAUGCCCGUUCCCAAAUAGCGUCUUUCAAAAGAAGACUCAUGGACCUCACAAACACAGAUGUUAGGGAGUCAAGUAUAAAGGAAGUGCAAUGCAUCAAAGAGCAUAUUGAGAAUUUGUGGAGGCAAGAAGAACUAUACUGGGGGAUGAGGUCUCGAAUCAAUUGGCUCAAAUGGGGAGACAGGAACACAAAAUACUUCCAUGCCACUACGGUUCAGCGUAGACAAAGGAACAAGAUCUCAAUGCUGAAAGUGGAUGAUUAUUGGUGUCGAGAACCCGAUGCACUAAAGCAACACAUUGCAAGUUUUUACCAGUCUUUGUAUGAAUCAGUGGGCAAUAGGAACUUCCAGCCGAUUCUAGACCAGUGCCCUCCUCUUGCACAAGAAGGGAUGAACGAAGCUUUGGAAGCGCCAGUAACCUUAGAGGAGGUGAAGAAAGCGGUUUUUCAACUAGGCGCAACCAAAGCCCCAGGCCCCGAUGGGAUGAAUGGCCAAUUCUACCACCAUCACUGGGAGGACAUACAGCAUGACCUUCACCUGCUAGUCAGCAAUUUCUUCAUUUCAGGACAAGCAAUCAAUCUGAACAAAUCCGGGGUCUUCUUUAGUGCGGGCUGUCCACAAAGCCUGAAAAGUAACAUGGCGAGUGCACUAAGAGUACCAGUUAUGGAGAAAAUCGGAAAAUACUUGGGCAUUCCCUCGGAUUGGGGUCAAACUAAAAAACAGAUGUUUGCAUGGAUUUUGGCAAGGGUAAACAUGAAGAUGGAGGGCUGGAAAGAGAAAUUGUUAUCUAAGGCGGGAAAGGAAACUUUGAUUAAAACAGUAGUACAAGCGCUUCCUCAAUAUUCUAUGUCGAUAUUCAAGAUCCUUAUCUCAGUGUGCAAAGCCAUAGAGCAGCAGAUAGCAUCCUUUUGGUGGAAACAAAACUCAUCCAAGUCCGGAAUUCACUGGAAGAAUUGGGAAACUCUCAAAGCAAGGAAAGUAGAUGGAGGUUUGGGUUUCAAAGACCUUGUUACUUUUAACAAGGCGAUGUUGGGCAAGCAAGCAUGGAGACUCGCACAAUCUCCUUCUACCUUAUGGAGCUAGCUUUGAAAGGGAUUUACUUCCCAAGAGGCAACCUAUGGAAUGCAAAAAAGGGCUCCCGACCUUCUUGGGGGUGGCAAAGCUUGCUUAUAGGAAGAGACGCGAUGAGUUCUGAAUUAAAAUGGGUGGUCGGAAAUGGAGAAAGUAUUGAUAUAAGAGAGGGCAAAUGGCUAGAGUCCGGUGUUUUCGGGGUCCAGCCAAUCGAGAUGACCCCCAAAGAGUUGCAGAUUUAAUCGACCAAGGAUCGAAUAUGUGGAAGGAACACCAAUUGCAGGAGCUAUUUGAAGAGAACAUUGUGAAAGAAAUACUUGCCAUUCGGAUUAGGCCGAACUUAGAAGGGGAUCAACAAGUCUGGACAGGAAACACUACAGGGGAGUACUCGGUGAAGCAGGGAUACAAUAGACUACGCUCAACACUAUCAAAGUCAGACAUAGAACAAGCAUCCUUAUCAUACCAGCCACCUCGGUCCCUAUGGACUAAGAUAUGGAAGCUACAAACCGACCCUAAAAUUCGCAUUUUUUUGUGGAGCAUGUGCCAAAAUGCCCUACCCACGAAGGAGAACUUGUGCAAAAGGAAAGUAGUACCUGACCCGCUUUGUCCGAUUUGUCAGAAGACCCCCGAAACUACUGAACAUAUUUUCGCCCUCUGCGACUGGACCAAAGCAAUCUGGUCAGAUCGAAGACUAAAUGUGCAGGCAUCUCCGAUGAACAUAACAAGGAUAGACAAAUGGGUAGAUGAAGUGCUUAUAUCAAGAGCCGGUCCUUCUUCUCGAGAAUGGGUUGCCGGAAUUCUAUGGCUAAUUUGGAAAGAGCGAAACGCAUUUGUAUUCUAGAACAGACGACCCAACCCGGAAACCAUUGUUGAA
Molecule: messenger RNA, 3248 nt
Organism: Syzygium oleosum
Lineage: Eukaryota; Viridiplantae; Streptophyta; Magnoliopsida; Myrtales; Myrtaceae
Exons: 2
Coding region: 1346-2386 (346 amino acids)
Source: RefSeq, a predicted model, not a curated record